Messenger RNA from Trichomycterus rosablanca, 1134 nucleotides. It is a transcript of the gene wnt1, whose product is annotated as wingless-type MMTV integration site family, member 1. Gene Ontology annotation, cellular component: extracellular region. The record is from RefSeq and is a predicted model, not a curated record. The coding region runs from base 1 to 1134 and encodes 377 amino acids. Gene Ontology annotation, molecular function: frizzled binding; cytokine activity. Gene Ontology annotation, biological process: neuron differentiation; multicellular organism development; canonical Wnt signaling pathway. Lineage: Eukaryota; Metazoa; Chordata; Actinopteri; Siluriformes; Trichomycteridae. The transcript has 5 exons.
AUGUGGAGCGGUGCCAUGCAGUUACUGGCUGUGUUCGCUGCACUGAAGGCCGCCUGCGUGCUGCUGCUCUCCUGCAUCUCCAUCUCCGGAUCAGCGGCGGCCAACAGCAGCGGUCGGUGGUGGGGCAUUGUGAAUGUGGCAUCAUCAGCCAACCUUCUGACCAAUUCUAAAGAUGUCCAAUUGGCCCUGGACCCCAGCCUUGCUUUACUAAGUCGGCGCCAGAGGAAGCUGAUACGGCAGAACCCUGGGAUCCUCCACGCCAUCGCAUCAGGCCUGCACACAGCCAUCAAGGAGUGCAAGUGGCAGUUCCGCAACCGGCGCUGGAACUGUCCAACAUCUCACAGUCCCACAGUGUUCGGCAAAAUCAUCAACAGGGGUUGCAGAGAGACAGCAUUUGUGUUUGCCAUCACGAGCGCCGGUGUUACCCAUGCUGUGGCACGAUCCUGUUCUGAAGGCUCCAUUGAGUCGUGCACCUGUGAUUACCGAAGACGGGGACCAGGAGGACCUGACUGGCACUGGGGAGGCUGCAGCGACAAUGUUGACUUUGGCAGGGUGUUUGGUCGAGAGUUUGUGGACUCCAGUGAAAGGGGCAGAGACAUGAGAUACCUGAUAAAUCAACACAAUAACGAAGCAGGAAGAAUUACUGUUGCCUCUGAGAUGCGUCAGGAGUGUAAGUGUCACGGUAUGUCGGGCUCCUGCACUAUACGCACCUGCUGGAUGCGUCUACCAAGCUUCAGAACAGUCGGAGACUUACUGAAGGACCGUUUUGAUGGCGCUUCCAGAGUGGUCUAUGCCAACAAAGGCAGCAACCGGGCAUCUCAUCGAGCCGACCCACGCCACCUCCAGCCGGAAAAUCCAGCACACAAACUUCCCUCACCUCAGGACCUGGUCUACUUUGAGAAGUCACCCAAUUUUUGCUCAUACAAUGGCAAAACUGGCACCCUCGGCACAUCAGGACGAACCUGCAACAGUUCCUCGCCAGCUUUGGAUGGCUGUGAGUUGCUGUGCUGUGGAAGAGGGUACAAGACCCGAAUCGAGAAGGUUACAGAGAGAUGCCACUGCACUUUCCACUGGUGCUGCCAUGUCAGCUGCCUCAAUUGCACCAGUACGCAGACACUACACCAGUGUUUAUAA